UUGCCUGUUUCCCAGAGUAAUGUGGGCCAUGGAUCCAGGCCAUCUCCUCUGGGCUCUGCUGUUCAUGCAACCCUUGUGGCCCCAACCGACUGAUGGGGCUACUCGAGUCUACUACCUGGGCAUCCAGGACGUGGAGUGGAACUAUGCUCCCAAAGGAAGAAAUGUCAUCACGAACCAGCCUCUGGACAGUGACACAGUAGCUUCCAGCUUCCUAAAGUCUGACAAGAACCGGAUAGGGAGCAGCUACAAGAAGACCAUCUACAAAGAAUACAGUGACAGUUCAUAUAUGCAUGAAAUGGCCCAGCCUACCUGGAUGGGUUUCCUGGGGCCAGUGCUGCAGGCUGAGGUGGGAGAUGUCAUCCUUAUCCACCUGAAGAAUUUUGCCACUCGUCCCUAUACCAUCCACCCCCAUGGUGUUUUCUAUGAGAAGGAUUCAGAAGGCUCCCUAUACCCAGAUGGCUCCUCUGGUCUGCUGAAAGCUGAUGACUCUGUUCCCCCGGGAGGCAGCCAUAUCUACAACUGGACCAUUCCAGAAAGCCAUGCACCCACUGAUGCUGACCCAGCAUGCCUCACCUGGAUCUACCAUUCUCAUGUAGAUGCUCCACGAGAUAUUGCAACUGGCCUCAUUGGACCCCUUAUCACUUGUAAAAGAGGAACCCUGGAUGGGAACUCCCCUCUUCGGCGGCAAGAUGUGGAUAAUUCUUUCUUCCUGCUCUUCAGUGUGGUAGAUGAGAAUCUUAGCUGGCAUAUCAAUGAGAACAUUGCCACUUACUGCUCAGACCCUGUCUCAGUGGACAAAGAAGAUGAGGCCUUUCAAGAAAGUAAUAGGAUGCAUGCAAUCAAUGGCUUUGUAUUUGGGAACUUACCAGAGCUGAACAUGUGUGCGCAGAAGCGUGUGGCCUGGCACUUGUUUGGCAUGGGCAAUGAAGUAGAUGUCCACACAGCUUACUUCCAUGGACAGAUGCUAACCAUCCGGGGCCACCGCACUGAUGUGGCUCAUAUCUUUCCAGCCACCUUUGUGACUGCUGAGAUGGUGCCUCAGAAACUUGGCAUUUGGUUAAUUAGCUGUCAAGUAAAUAGUCACUUGCAAGAUGGCAUGCAAGCACUCUACAAUGUCAAGUCUUGCUCCAUGGCCCCUCCUGUGAACCUACUAACAGGAAAUGUCCGGCAGUACUUCAUUGAGGCUCAUGAGAUUCUAUGGGACUAUGGCCCAACGGGUUAUGAUGGGAGUACUGGGAAGAAUUUGAGGGAGCCAGGCAGUGGCUCAGAUAUAUUCUUCCAGAAGGGCUCCAGCCGAAUUGGGGGAACUUAUUGGAAAGUCAGAUAUGAAGCCUUCCAAGAUGAAACAUUCCAGAAAAAGGUACAGCUGGAGGAAGAUGAACAUCUUGGAAUCCUGGGUGAGGAAUCCUUAACUUAUGAAAUUG
Molecule: messenger RNA, 1424 nt
Organism: Myotis davidii
Lineage: Eukaryota; Metazoa; Chordata; Mammalia; Chiroptera; Vespertilionidae
Product: hephaestin
Exons: 7
Biological process (GO): iron ion transport
Cellular component (GO): plasma membrane
Molecular function (GO): copper ion binding; oxidoreductase activity
Source: RefSeq, a predicted model, not a curated record